AUGGAGGGAGAGGGAUGCAUUUCCGGGGCAGCUGUGGAUUCAGGCAACCCUUUGCUAAGAGCCGUUUUCCUUCGUCGCCUGCGGCUUGCGCGGCUGCUUCUGGAGGGAGGGGCUUACAUCAAUGAGAGUGAUGGCCAAGGACAGACACCCCUGAUGGUGGCCUGCAGGACCCAGCAUACUGACGCCCAGAGCGCCAGCCGGGUCAAACUAGUCCAGUAUUUGCUGGAGAGAGGAGCGGACCCCAACAUCCAGGACAAGGCUGGCCGGUCCGCCUUGAUGCACGCCUGCAGAGAGCAGGCUGGGUCUGAGGUGGUGUCUUUGCUCCUGGCCAGCGGAGCAGAUGUUGGCCUGGAGGAUCGGUCUGGGAUGUCAGCACUGGUCUAUGCGGUCACAGCCGGUGACCGGACAGUUCUGAAAUUAUUGCUUGACACAUGCAAGGCCAAGGGUAAGGAAGUGAUCAUAAUAACUAUUGACAAAUUCCCCUGUGGGAAACUGCAAGCCAAGCAGUAUCUCAGCAUGCUUCCUCUUGGUCAACUUGAUCAGACAGGUAAAAUGCCGUUAGCAGCGCCUACAUCCCCCUCUGAAAUCCAGCUCAUUGCCUCCCCCCAGUGCGUCUCUUCUUUCUCAAGUUCUGCAAAGCAGGCCUUCUCCUUUAAGGAGAGCCAGUGUUCUGGCAGUAGCGGUGUCUGCUCUCAUCCAUGUUCCCCAUCACGAUUUCGAGCGCUAGGCGAAGGGGAGGCAAGUAGACUGCAGCAGCCCCUCCUGAGGUUGAACUCUGAGCCCUGGCUAAAAAUCCCAGCUUCUCUGCUGGCCCAGAAGCCUCAUUCAGGCCCCUCAUCCACAGAAAACCUUCCAGAACUCAACCUGAAGGAGGAUCUCUCUCUUGGAUAUCCCACUCUGAGAGGUGCUGCUGGUGAAAACUACUGCAGCACCUCUCAGACGUGUAACUGCUCCACCGAACAGAUAAGAAGCAUGAAUUCAACCACCGAUGGCAUAAACAAGUCUGAAGGAAGUUUGGCAAAGGAGGAAGGAAAUGAGAUCCAGGUAGAGGGAGAGGAAAAGGGAAAAUCAGGAUGUAGUGAUCUACUAGGACAUAAAGCAUCUUUACCAGGUCUUUCCUCAUCCCACUCUGCCUCCCAUCCUGACCUCCACUCUCAAAACCUCAGUUCGCUCACCUCUUCCUCCUCCUUUCCAGUUGGCAAAAAUGUCAGCAGUCCACUCCACAACAUGGCAUCUUCCAGCUUGCAUAACAUCAUUCAGAGGCGCAAGCUGGGGGCUGACCUCUACAGCUCUGAUCCACAGCUAGCCGUACAGACACAGAAUCUUCCUGAGGAGCCCCAGCAGAGAGAAAAAGACCUGGCGGAGGGUAAGAGGCUGGUCAAAUUGCGCUCCUCCACCACGCUGGGCUCCAGGGAGUCGCUGCUGGCCUCAGGUCCGACCAGAAGUGUCCGUUCUGGGUUUGAGCGCAGGGGGUCCGCAGCCUUCUUCUUAGAUUACAACUCCCAGUCCCGGCCCAGGUCUCUGCCACCUCUGAACAUCAACUCCCCCAACGCACACAUCCCGAACAUGUAUGAUCCCAGCUCCAGUGGUAGGGGUUUCUGUGGGACAGAGGCUGGCCUAAAAACAUUGAUUCCUUCUGCUCCCCCUGGGCCUCCCAGAGAGCCAACCCGGGCGAUGCUGCUGAGGAGACACUCCAUGCAGACAGAGCAGUUCAAAACAAAAGCUUAA
This is a messenger RNA of Myripristis murdjan (pinecone soldierfish), 1728 nucleotides long. It is a transcript of the gene ankrd34ba, whose product is annotated as ankyrin repeat domain 34Ba. The record is from RefSeq and is a predicted model, not a curated record. Bases 1 to 1728 code for a protein of 575 amino acids. The transcript has a single exon. Lineage: Eukaryota; Metazoa; Chordata; Actinopteri; Holocentriformes; Holocentridae. Gene Ontology annotation, molecular function: protein binding.